CGGCUCAUGAAAGGCAGCUCAACUAAAAAGUGAGCUAGACACAGUGAGAGACUCGGCAGGGCUGCUGCACAUUCAAAAUAGAGGGAGAGGGAGGGAAGAGAGAGAAGGAGAGUGAGGGACAGACAGAGCUGAAAAGGAGAGCACAAAGAGAAGGAAAGUGGAGCAGGGGAGGGGAACAGGAGGCUGGGUGAAGGGAGAGGGAAAGACAAAAGAAGGAGAGGGGAGACAUAGCAGGGUGAACGGAGGGGACUGAGCAAAUGGCUACGGAGGAGACGGCGGGGGGAGCCAGGAAAGCCACCAAGAGCAAACUAUUUGAGUUCCUGGUCCAUGGAGUGCGUCCUGGCAUGCCAUCUGGAGCGAGGAUGCCCCACCAGGGAGCUCCCAUGGGCCCCCCUGGUCCCCCCUACGGCGGGAGCCCAGCGGUUCGGCCCGGACUGCCCUCCCCGGUGAUGGAGCCCAGUCGUAAAAGGCCUGCCCCCUCCCAACAGGUCCAGCAGCAGCAGCAGCAGCAACAACAGCAGCAGCAGGCCGUGCAGAACCGCGCCAGGAAGAAGCCAGUUGGAUUCCCCGGAGCCAAUGAGAUGCCGACGAGGCAGAUGGACAUGAGAGAGCCCCAAUCAGAUCCCACGCUCGGAUCAAAUGCUAAGAGAAGGAAAAUGGCAGACAAGAUUCUUCCGCAAAGGAUCCGUGAGCUGGUCCCAGAGUCUCAGGCCUACAUGGAUCUGCUGGCUUUUGAGCGCAAGCUGGACCAGACAAUCAUGCGUAAGCGAGUGGACAUCCAGGAGGCACUGAAGAGACCAAUGAAGCAGCAAAAGCGUAAACUGAGGCUCUACAUUUCAAACACCUUCAACCCAGCUAGACCUGAUGCUGAUGACUCAGAUGGCAGCAUUGCAUCAUGGGAGCUGCGGGUAGAGGGGAAGUUGCUGGAUGAUCCAGGGAAGCAGAAGAAGAAGUUCUCUUCGUUUUUUAAGAGCCUUGUGAUCGAGCUGGACAAAGACCUGUACGGUCCUGACAACCACCUGGUUGAGUGGCACCGCACGCCCACUACACAGGAGACAGAUGGCUUCCAGGUGAAGCGGCCAGGAGACGUGAGCGUGCGCUGCACUCUGCUGCUGAUGCUGGACUACCAGCCUCCUCAGUUCAAGCUGGACCCUCGACUGGCUCGCCUUCUUGGCAUUCACACUCAGACUCGCUCCUGCAUCAUCCAGGCACUCUGGCAGUACGUGAAGACUAAUAAGCUGCAGGACUCACAUGACAAGGAGUACAUCAACUGUGACAAGUACUUCCAACAGAUUUUUGACUGCCCUCGGCUGAAGUUCUCUGAGAUACCUCAGCGCCUCACCAACCUCCUUCUGCCCCCCGACCCCAUCGUCAUCAACCAUGUCAUCAGUGUGGACCCCAACGACCAGAAGAAGACGGCAUGCUACGACAUCGACGUGGAGGUGGAAGACCCCCUAAAGGGCCAGAUGAGCAGCUUCCUUCUCUCCACUGCAAACCAGCAGGAAAUCGCCUCACUUGACAACAAGAUCCAUGAGACCAUUGAGUCCAUCAACCAACUGAAGAUCCAGAGGGACUUUAUGCUCAGCUUCUCCAGAGAUCCCAAGGGCUACAUUCAGGACUGGCUCAAAUCCCAAAGCAGAGACCUUAAGUUAAUGACAGACGUAGUGGGGAACCCUGAGGAGGAGAGGAGGGCGGCGUUUUACCAUGAACCCUGGUCCCAGGAGGCCGUCAGCCGUUAUUUCUACUGCAAGAUUCAGCAGAGGAGACAGGAGCUGGAACAGGCCUUAGCGGUUCGCAACACCUAAGCAGAGGCCCCUCUGAAUUUCUGCAUAUGACUUCAGAGCUGUGUGUGUCUGUAUGUGUGUGUGUGUGUGUGUGAGGCCAUCACUGAAGUCUAGUGAAAUGUUAAAUCUUUAAAAGUAUUAACUAAACUAAAAGAAAUGUUCAUCGUUCAGUUUCUGAUCAGUGUUUUUGACUUUAACAGCCACCAUGUGCAUGUAUGAGAGCCAGAACUCAAUGUGUCCACUUCUUUUGUCCCCUUUUGGACCACAAAGACUUAAAAUCAUCAGCUGUUGUCCCUCUGUGGCAAUGCUUUGUAAAUAUAUCACAAGGAAAGGACAAAUCUUCAACCAGCUGCUCACACACUGCUGCGUUUCUAGACUCAAACAUUUCAUGAAGUGAAACAGUUACUGUCAGUUCUCACAUUGCUCUGAGUAAGUCCUUUUUACGUUGUCCAAGUCAUCAUAGAUUUUAUUUUAUUGUGUGAUUUGAAGUGUGACUGUGCAUUUUAUCUAUUUUGAGUGUUUCUGCAAGGUUAAUUAACAACACCAGCAAAGCUGAGAUUACGGUGUGGCACAUUGAGUGGCUGCAGAGGUGUAGAUUUCAUUCAUUUUCAGUUUAAAUCAGUAACAAAAUCCCCAAUAUGUCUUUCACCAGACGAAGAGACUUCUGAACUGAAGUAUUACCACGUUAUCCGCUCUGUGUCUGUUCAUAGUGGUGUUAAAUGAAGGAGAUUACAAGUGUUGAAGAUCAUAAUUGUCUUAACUUAAUGACUAAAAAGAAAAAAAAGAAAAAACAUGGCUCUAUGUGUCAGGCCCUGUUGACUGAUUUGUUACUCAUUGCCUCCUUUUUUUAUGCUCAGAAGGUGUUACCAAAGGCUGCAACAAGAAGAAGAACAUGAUCACUGAAGUAGAAGUGGACAAGAACACAGAACUGGGCUUAAAUACAUCUGAUCAGUCAUUUUUCCCAAUAACCUUUAACCACUUAAGCUCUGUGUUUUUGGGCUUUUUGUCCAUUUCUACAUUUUUUCAUGUUUUUCUCAUAAAAAAAAGAUUUUUUUUUUAUGUAGAGAUGUGAAUGUAAAUAUGUAUUUGUGUCCUUUAAAGGGCCAGUUGUACAUUAUACAACGGAAUCCAUGUUUUUUUUGGUUUGUUUUGUUUUUGGGAGGAGUUACAUGUUGCAGUAUGAGAGCUCCAUGAAUUUUGAAUUAGUAGAGCAGGAAUGUUAGUGUUCCUCUGUGUGCUGUCUUGGCUUUGGGGUGGUUUAUUUUAGGUCCAUCCCUUAUCUGUCGUGGGAGCUGCAACAAAAUCGACCUCCUUCACUUGCGUUCUCAGUAGCUGUAACACAAAAUAUAAUCUGCACCAAUCUCAUUUUACACCCUUUUUUAAAUGACACUUGACUUUUAUGUAUAUGUUGUACUGUCAGAUGGAAAUUUUUUUCCCAGCAGUUUCUAGAUCGGAACCUUUUGGGGGUUUCUUUGCACUGUGCUGUAACUCUGUCGGGACUCUCUCUGUCAAGGGUGAGCCCCCUUUUUAUUAUCCCAGUGUCCAUGAAAAGUGAUUUCACGAUAACCUAUGCAUGCUCCAUGGACAUUGAUACAUCCGAUGAGACAGUAUCUGUAAAUAUAAAAAGCCGGCAUAGCAGUGUGCAUGAUGAGCGCGGACUCAGCACAUUUGUUGAAAUGCCUUCUGGAAACUCUGUUUGCCAAAAAUGACUUGCCCAACCAGCAACUAACUGUAGGUGUGAUUUAUUUUCUGAGCUGUGUUUUUGUUACUAAAUUAUAUUAACUGCACUCUAGAGGAGAAACAGUAGUCAUAGGUCGUGUCUUGGUCCUGUGUCUGAGCUGGAGUGGUUUUUCUUUGUACGGCCAGGGCAUUCUUAUUGUUGUCACUGAAUCGUCAGCCCCCUCAUCUGGAGGAAACAAGAGUUGUGACUCCUCAGCUUUGAGCAGCUUGGUAAUCAGAGUCUUUCAUUACUACUGUGUCUUCUGUUACUCACAUAUUGUUGACAUGUUUGUCUAAACCCCUGCAUGUGUUUCUGAAGAGUGGGAGCUGCUCUUUCCCUCUGUUUACACUGAGGGUCACCAACAUGGAGAUUAUAGUAUACACAAUAAUACUGUAUAUCUGUAAAGGGUUUGGUGAUUAUGCCCUACAAAAAUAAAAAACAAAAAAAAAAACACA
Messenger RNA from Melanotaenia boesemani (Boeseman's rainbowfish), 3959 nucleotides. Its product is annotated as SWI/SNF-related matrix-associated actin-dependent regulator of chromatin subfamily D member 3. The record is from RefSeq and is a predicted model, not a curated record. The transcript is spliced from 14 exons. Lineage: Eukaryota; Metazoa; Chordata; Actinopteri; Atheriniformes; Melanotaeniidae. The coding region runs from base 258 to 1805 and encodes 515 amino acids. Gene Ontology annotation, cellular component: SWI/SNF complex; nucleus. Gene Ontology annotation, biological process: regulation of transcription by RNA polymerase II.